Molecule: messenger RNA, 1199 nt
Organism: Caenorhabditis elegans
Lineage: Eukaryota; Metazoa; Nematoda; Chromadorea; Rhabditida; Rhabditidae
Gene: dhhc-9
Product: Palmitoyltransferase
Exons: 8
Coding region: 98-1039 (313 amino acids)
Cellular component (GO): membrane
Molecular function (GO): acyltransferase activity; palmitoyltransferase activity; protein-cysteine S-palmitoyltransferase activity
Source: RefSeq, marked reviewed
AAGCGUCGGCACACACUAUUCUAGGCGAACCUCCAUUCAAAGAAGACAGGGAAGAGUAGUACGAUGGGAAUACAAUUUUAACGGAAGAAAAGGAAACAUGUGUCAUGUUUCAGAUAAAAUGAAUCAUUUUUGCGACUUCAUUGAUAGGAAGAUUGAUGAUGGAACGUUUAUUCCCAUGGUCAAAGCUGCGAACUCAUCGAUGCGGCAGAUUGGAAAAUUUCUGGUGUUCUUCGUAUACUUCAUCUCCACAUUUCUAGCCUUCACAUCCUUUUUCAUAAUCAUUCCAUAUGAACAACUAUACAAACCUGCCUGGCUACUCUUGCUGCUCGGCACUUGCGGCCUGUAUUUCUUAUUCAACAUCCAAUAUCAUUACUACAAAGCCAGGACAAUACCACCAGUUGCAAAUCCUGGAGAAGAAGGCGAUUCAUUUUGCUCCAAGUGCAAUUACUGGAAAAGCGAUAACGCUCAUCACUGCUCCGUGUGCGAGAAAUGUGUACUUGGGAUGGAUCACCACUGUAUUUGGAUCAACCAGUGUGUUGGGUUACACAACCAUCGCCAUUUCUUUCUAUUCAUUGCAAAUUUGACACUUGCGGCGGCCACAAUCAUUAUAGCCGGAUAUCAGUCGUUUUCCGAUCAUUUGUUCUUAGAGUCUUCUCAAACAACAUAUUGCACGACAAUACUAGAACAUGCACCACUUCAGGACAUUAUUUGCGAUUAUGACGGUUUUGCUCGAACGUCAGUUGUGUUCUGUUACUUGCUGAGUGGCAUUCUUCUGGUGAUGGUUGGCGGUCUGACUUCAUGGAAUAUUUAUCUGAUUUCAAUCGGAUGCACUUACAUUGAUUACUUAAAACUGACGGGAUCUAAGAAAAACACGAGCGCCAGAAAACGACUGAAUAAAGGAUUCAAAGCAAACUGGAGGAAUUUCUUAGGAUUACGAAGAAACCGAACAUUCUUCAAAUGUGUCAUUAUGCCAACUGCUUUACCGCCGGUCAAAUAUGAAGAUAUAUCACCAAAAUCUGACGCGUACGAUAUUGUUUGAUAUCGAAAAUUUCCAUCAUUUUAAUGCCAUUUUUCUUGUCAAAUAGUUUUUUUUUGUUUCCCAAUUCAAAGCACCUACUGUUUUUGUGAUCUGAAGUUUUAAUGUCCUUUUUUGCAUUUAUGAGAUGAAGAAAAGUUAUAAGAUAAAUUAUAAAUUGAUA